UUUUUUUAACAUAACCAUUAAGACUUUUAUUUUGUAAGUACGAUUCAACAAAACGUUCCCACGUCAAAUCCGGAUCAAGAUGGCAGCGACCUUGUGUGGCAGGCUUUUCCCGAAAUCGGGAUGGCUGCCAUUAAGCCAGAGUGUUCGUCACGGCUCCAAAGCUGUCACUCGUCACAGAAAGCCAUUACACUUUCUCAAGCAGAAGCUGAUGGCUGUCACAGAGUACAUUCCCCCCACACCCGCAGCUCCUCCAGCUGCUUUGGCUCCACGAGUCAGAAAGACUGAGGAGGAAAGUGCUCUGGCAGUUUUGUUGAGGAAAGACCUAGAAAACUUGUUUAAGGAAUGUAAGAUGAUUGCUGUGGUCCAAAACAAUGCAAUCAAUGCAGAGGACCUCAUGGUGCUGAAACACAAACUGAAGAGACACAAUAUCAGUGUCAAGUUCUUCCCAAACCAGGUGACAAGGUCCUUUCUCAGCAACAGCGUUUACAGUAACAUGUUGCCUCUAUUUGUUGGCCAGACUGUGAUAUUUGUUAGUAAAGAGCCAAAAGUUAAAGAGAUGCUCCAAGCGUUAAAACACAGUCCUCAGAUGGUGCUGUUAGGCGCUUGUAUAGAGAACACAUUGCUUUCAUAUCAAGGCAUUCUCAGUUACUCCAGACUCCCGUCUAUGACCACUAUCCAGGGUGAGAUAGUUGGGGGUCUAACCAUGAUGACUUCACAGACUGUCUCAAUGCUGCGUCACCAUCCAGCUCACCUUUCCGCCCUCCUUCAGCAGUACGUCAAACAGCAAGGCUCUGGGGACUCCACAAAUGCUGUUACAGAUAAAGAAACUUCAAUAAUACAGGAAGCAGCAGCUUGAAUUUGAUCAAAUAAAUGAACAGCUGUGUAUGGUUGACAUAAAAUGCAUAUAAUAAAAUGGAGUUAUUUAAAGUUGCAUUUUUGGUCAUUUAUAUGCUAUAGUUGGAGGUGAAUAUUUUGUUUGUCAGUGUUCAUAUUGUGAAGACCGGGGCUACAUUUCAUAAAGGCAACAUCUCUGCUGUUCUCUAGCAGUGAUUGUGUAUGUUGGUUUUAAAUGACUAGUUAAACACUGAAUUAGAAUAAUAUUAGUAAUAAUUCUGUCUUUCAAGGUAAAAUUUCAAUGACAUUUUGUAAUCUUAUACAAUUUAAGAAUAACAAUAAAACUAUGUAUAUUUGUUAAUAAUUGUUUUACUGUUAAAUGUUGCUGAAGAGCCACUAAUAGGCUAUUUAAUGGCAGAUUCCACUGUGACAACUUACCCCAUAUAGCUUGGCACCAAAUGUCAAUGUGCUUAUUGAACUGCAUUUUUUUUUCUUUAGCCUCCAUGGUGGUAAUGCAACAGCUUUUUUCUAGUCAAGUAUUUUAGGUAUGUACAGAAAUUGUCAGUUUAUAUUAAUAGGCACAGUGUCUAUUCUAUUUUAUUUAUUUUUUUGCCAGGGGUCUCCAACCCUGCUCCCUUCUCUCUUCAGCUUCCUGCACACUUCAAUUCCAAUCCUGCUCCAAUACACCUGCCUGUCCUUUCCGGUAACCCUGAACACUUUGAUUAGCUGGUUCUGGUAUGUUGGGUUAGGACUGGAGUUGAACUUUGUAGGACAGUAGCUCUCCUGGAGCAGGGUAGAGACUCAGACCUAUGCCUUUUUGGAUAUUUAAACAAUUUAAAGCAGGUCUCUUCAAAUCUUGCCCUGGAGGGCCAAUACACUGCAGAGUUUAGCUCCAACCCUGAUCAAACUCACCUACCUCAGAUUUUCUAAUGAUCCUAAAGACAUUGAUUAGCAUGCCCAGGUGUGUUUGAUUAGGGUUAGAGCUAAACUCUGCAGGAAAGUGGAUUUCGUGGGCCAGAUUUGAGGCUCCCUGAUUUAAAGUGUAGUUGAACUGAUUUGCAAGUUAAAAAGCCAAGAGAAACAUGUAUUUGUACCACCAAAAUAAACACUAGCUAGUGGUCACGGAUCCUGAUUAGUGAUAAUCUCAGGAUUACUUGAUGUUAAUCUAGG
Cyprinus carpio (common carp) is the source of this 2004-nucleotide messenger RNA. RefSeq names its product mitochondrial ribosomal protein L10 (gene mrpl10). The record is from RefSeq and is a predicted model, not a curated record. Gene Ontology annotation, biological process: translation. NCBI's taxonomy places the organism in Eukaryota, Metazoa, Chordata, Actinopteri, Cypriniformes, Cyprinidae. Gene Ontology annotation, cellular component: mitochondrial large ribosomal subunit. Gene Ontology annotation, molecular function: structural constituent of ribosome.